UCGAGUGUGAAAUCCGAACGGUAGGUUCGUUCUCAACGGGGACGGUGUGGUGUGUGGUGAAUCAUCCGCGUCGCGCGACCAAUUCGCGUCCGAAAACGGUCCAAUGCGCUUCCUCCGGUGCUAAAAGCGCCCGCAGUUUUGUCGGUUUUCCAUUCAGCAGAGCGUGAAAAAUCAAAAGAAAAAAUUCGCCAGUGAAAUAGUUGGAGGCAGCUGACUGUCAGCUUGCACAGUGGCGGUGCAGUUUUAGGAUUGUUUGGCGGUGGACCGAAAGACAAACGAACAGAAGAGUGGACACCGGAGGCGGAAGCUCCAUCCGUCAGGAGCAGGGCAUUACUAGCCUGAUCUUCCAAGGGAGCACAACAACAGCCAAAUCAUGCAGCAAAUAGCUAACAUCAUUGGCUCCAAUGUCUACUACGAUGGCAGCCGGGUGUUUGCCUGGCUCGCAGAUCUCUGCGGACUCUCGGUCGAUUUGGUCAACUUCCUCAUCACACAAUUUCUGGCACUGAUCCUCGCGUCAGUCUUCCGUUCCUAUCUGCACCCGUCGAAGGUGACGGCCAGCACACGGCACGCCAUCGGACUCGUCAUCGGGCUGUUCUUCGGGUACUUUUGCUUCGGCCAGCAGGCCAUCCACAUCGCAGGACUUCCAGCUGUUUGCUAUGUCGUCAUACGCACACAGAAUCCGCAGAUCGUGCAACGACUCGUCAUGGUGGUCGCCUUGGCGUACCUGUCGUGCAUCCACCUGCACCGGCAGUACUACGACUACGGUUCGUACUCGCUGGACAUCACCGGACCGCUGAUGAUCAUCACCCAGAAGGUGACCAGUCUGGCGUUCAGCAUCCACGAUGGUUUCACGCGUGAGAUGAAGGAUCUCACGCGCAGCCAGCAGGAGCACGCCAUCCGGAAGCUUCCCUCGGCGCUGGAGUUUUUCUCCUACACGCUGCACUUCCAGGGUCUGAUGGCGGGCCCGCUGGUGUUCUACAAGGACUACAUCGAUUUCAUCGAGGGCUGCCAUAUUCUCAAGCAGACGGCCGUUUCCAAAGUAAAGUAUGACAUUGAAAAGGAAAUUGUCCACGAACCAUCGCCGGUGAAAGUGGUCGUCAAGAAGGUGAUUGCCAGUUUAGUUUGUGCGCUGAUCUUUGUGAAGUUUGCAACUAUAUAUCCCAUCAAGGCCAUGAAAGACGACGGUUUUAUGGCAUCAUCCGGGUUCAUGUACUCGUUCUGGUACAUGAUGAUGGCCACUACGGCCGUCCGUUUCAAGUACUACUUUGCCUGGCUGAUGGCCGAUGCCAUCUGCAACAAUUCCGGGCUUGGGUUCAACGGUUACGAAAAGGACGGGGUUACGCCUCGCUGGGACAUGGUGUCCAACAUCGACGUGUGGGCAUUCGAGUUCGGCACGAACUUCCGCAACUGUAUCAAUGCCUGGAAUACCGGUACGAACCGGUGGCUACGGAUGGUGGUAUUCGAGCGCGUCCCGAAACGGUACGGCACGGUGCUGACGUUCAGCUUGAGCGCCCUGUGGCACGGAUUCUAUCCCGGAUAUUACAUGACAUUCGCCACCGGGGCGUUCAUUGUGAUGGCGGCUCGCGUCGCCCGGAAGUUGUUCCGCGAACCCUUCCAAGAUACGGCAUUUAAACGGAUAUUUUACGACAUUCUGACCUGUCUCGUGACGCGUGUUUUUAUGGGGUACGCCACAUUUCCAUUCGUUUUGCUCGAGUUUAAGGCUAGUCUUCGUAUGUACCUGAAUGUUUUUAUGUGCCUUCAUCUAGUCGCUUUGAUCACUGUAUUUAUUUUAACGAAGUUUGUACCACGCGGUGAACGGAAACGUACUUCCGUUGCCACCGCCGUCAGUGCCAGUUCCGGUGCUGUAACGACAUCGCACGGCACGUCGCCGGUGAUCGACUCCGGAUGUCGACAGCAGUCGUCGCUAAAGCCUGGCGCUGGCGAGAAUGGCUGGCAGAAACUCACCGCCACCACCACAGCCGAAAGAAACGGAACCACCGCCAAUGGUUGUGCCGCCACCGCAGCCACUGUUACCGUCAACGGCCACCACCCGGAAACGAACGAAACUGCAGCAACUAGUAAGACUGAGAGGGAAAGUGAUAAUCUAUCAAAUCUUAUCAAGGAGAAGAUCGAACAAGAAACGCGCAACAUCGAAGAACUGAUCGACAAAACUGUUACCGGUAUCGUCGAACUGAAGGACGACCUGAUGCGGAUGAACGAGAACAACGAGAUAUUCAUCUCGGCUGAAACGCUUCGCAAACGCCAGCAAAGCAAGGCCGAGAUUCACAGCGGCUCGGACCACGUCAUCGGAGGAGGAGGGGUGGAUGCUUUCCUCAAGAAGGAGAUCGAUGCCCUCAACGCCGCCGUACAGCAGGUUAACGUAUUACCGGCUGUCCUUAGUAAUGGCCAUGCCAAAUAAUAUUCUUCCAGCCAUCAUCGGCGACAAAACCGGGUCGAGUUGGAACACCUUUAAAAAUACCAUACUAAGAUUUUUGAACAUUGCGGUUCACGUGGUGUUUCAGAUUUGUGCAAAAUAAAAUCCCGGAACCCGCAGAGAUCGCACGGACAAAACCGAUUCCUUUGUGAUGUUUUCGAGUGGAGGUAAUUUUUCCUCUCUUCCUUUUUAUUAAUACAAGAUUUAACAAAUUGCUACUAUUAAAGUACACACACAAACACAGAUACACAAAUACAUACAAACUAUGAAAAGCAAACCUAAUUCAAGUGAGUAACUUUGAUAUGUGUGCGCAUAAUUUAAGAUUAUAAUGAUAAUGGUAACUAGAUAUUUCCAAAAAGAAAAAAAAACGUUAUAAUAACUAUUGCAAACCAAGAAAACUAACUAAAAAGCACACAAACACGCUCUCGAUGGAGAAUUCUAGGACGAUGGUAGAUGUGAACAAACAACAACUGGAAAGAUUGUGUAAUUUGAACUCAUCCAACAAACCAAAACGGAUUUUAAUAUAUUAUUGAUAUAGAACGGAUGUGACGUGGUGGGGCUGGCUCACCGACACUUCCGGUCCGCUUUAGUGCUUUAUGCAUCAUUGUGGCCAGGUGUUGCUCUAGUUUUUCCAACUGUAUUGUAAAGCAUGAGCGGUGAUCCUUGGCAUACUUGUGUAAAUUGGGGUAGGUACUCGAAAUGUUGAUCGAUCACCGAUUAUUGCUGGCAGAUGCAGUGGAAAGUUUGUCUUAAUACGUAUCAAUCGUCUCUGACAAACGAGAAAAACUGACUUCACUGAUUACCUGUCUCUGAGCCAAAUUUGGUAUAGAGUCUUCAGUCUCCGAUUAAUCGCUUCAUGUUUGAUGGAGGUUUUUAAUCCAAUGGGUUACAUAGCCGCUAUCCGAAUGAAGAGAGUAAUGUUCCGCGUAAUAUAUCACAAAUCGAAAGAGGUACGGUACAUUACGUGGAGCGGAUAUACUGAAUUGGGUACCAGACCAAGUCCCUGCUGGGUGGCGCUAAAUAGGUGAGCCAUAGACAAUAGAAUCGUCAAUGUCGUAGGGCAUAGUAUGUGACUAUUGUCGAAACAACACUAUUUUUGGUCAGUGUCCACUAAGCGCAUAACUAUGUUAGGGUCAAGAUUAGGAUGAAAUCAUUGGUAAAAUAUAAUAACACUUUUUAGUUUGUGUAGUUCGUUGUGUAGCAUGGUUAAUUAUUUUAUGAACAAUAAUUUUAUUGACGAAUCCGAUUUAAAAUAAUUGAAUAGUAAUUUUUGUUAGGCCAUAUUAUAUUAAAAUAAUCACUAUCAUUAUCAAUGAAUGCUAUCCGCUCAAGAUCUUCGCUACAUUGAAUUUUGAAGUACUGGAGGCUUCACUUAUCAACAAAUUAACAACAAACACACUAUAACAGUAUCUAGAGAAUCGUGGAGGGUGAGAAACCUGAACUAGUAGCAGUAUUCAUAUAGAUUAACAAUUAUACUCUACUAUUUUCAAUCAUUGCAACAUUAUACUAAUAUGUGCGGGCCGCCCAUUUGCGGAGUUGUGCGGCCAAUUAUUCUCUUUCCAUUCCAGAAACGACCGUUUUGAAGCAAGAAGUGUCCCAAUGGCCAACACAAACGGGACUUGUCCGAAACACACAAGAUAAGUACAACAAUUUUAUAAUCAGGCGCCCAACUCUUUCUACGACUUUGCUAAUAGAUAAUGCAAUAUGCAUACUUCAAUAUCAAUUAUUUGUUUGUUUGCGCGUUUAUUUAUGACACUAUUGAAGCAUUCGUGUCGCCGCGGAAUAGUUUACAAUUUAUCUUAUUUACACUUUUCAAUUCACUUUAAAGUAUCUAACACUGCUUUUACAAUUGUGUAUGCAAACUUGUAUCUUAAUUAUGUUCAUUAUUAAUAGUAGUCUGAUAAAACAAGUCUAGUGAUUUUUUUUUUUACCAAGGAAUAGAAAGAGUUGGUGUCAUAAUCAAUACAAUACUUGAAACUGGAAACUCCUUAUUUCCCCCUAUGGGUUAUAGGGAGGGGCGGGACAUUCGAGCCUACUCAUCAGUGGAAAGGACUUGAUAUGCUAAUCGGUUUAGCAUAGGGCAGAUACAAGUCUACUGGUAGACGUAUCGCCCAGCGAAACAACGCAGAUUGGCCACGGCUCGGGGGUGCGUUGAUUAUAACAGAAUAUAACAGAUAUAGAACGGAUGUGACGUGGCAUGAGGGGCAGCAAGCAACAAAUGUGAAAACUAGCGAUACUUACCAGUCACGGGGAAAAAAUGGAACAAUAUCACACAAAGAAAGGACUCAACACACAAACUAUUGUUGUAAGAGUAAGAGAUUAAAGUAACAAGAGGAAUAAAAAAAAAAACAAAACAAUUGCAUGACUAAGCGAGAAAAUGCGAAAUAA
This is a messenger RNA of Aedes albopictus (Asian tiger mosquito), 4822 nucleotides long. RefSeq names its product lysophospholipid acyltransferase 6 (gene oys). Gene Ontology annotation, cellular component: membrane. Gene Ontology annotation, molecular function: acyltransferase activity. The coding region runs from base 374 to 2419 and encodes 681 amino acids. NCBI's taxonomy places the organism in Eukaryota, Metazoa, Arthropoda, Insecta, Diptera, Culicidae. Gene Ontology annotation, biological process: lipid modification. The record is from RefSeq and is a predicted model, not a curated record. The transcript has 6 exons.